UUGAAAAUGCAUUUUUAUUAUCUAUUACUUUCUUUACAGGGUUGUUAUGAAAUUUGUGGAAAAAUAUCUAUGAAUCAUCAACGGAAUUUGAAGAAUGCUGUGUGUUAUCCUGCAAAUAAUAUAGAAGUUGGACAAGCAUCAGAACAGAAAAAGGGAAAAACGGAAAACCCUGUCUCCUUCUCAGCGGUUCAGUCAAAGGCUUUAUCAGAACUUCGCAAGCAGACUGCAGAUAUAUCCGUUGUUGAUGUGAUAUCGCAAAUAGAAUCAACACAGAAAGACUGGUUUGUUCCGGCACAGUUGCGGAGUUAUACGACACGUUGUAUAGAGCUCUGUUGGCUAAUGCACGUUCAAACUCCACCUGUUGUCAUUGACAGGAGCCCCAAGCCAGGAUCCAAAUUUGAUACCAACAAAUAUAAACAAUAUACAAAAGCUGGAAAGAAAAUAGACUUCAUUGUUUGGCCUGUAUUGUUGUUGGAAGAAGGGGGAGCUAUUUUGUGUAAAGGAGUUGCUCAAGGAACAUAGUAAAUACAGUUUCAGCAGCAGAAAUUACACACAUAUUUAGUUUAUUACACUUUCGCACACGUUUUUUUAAAAAAAAAACUAUUUUGUCAGCUACUCAGGAGUGACCAUAAACAUUUUAGUUCGCAAACAGUUUUUACAUCUAAGUCUUUACUAUGUUAAAUAUAUGAUUAUAAUCCAUGCACACAUAUAAACAAUAAAAAAUCCUUCCCAUGUACAUGUAAAUAUUGCGUGUUUUAAUCUUUGUGAAGCUUGUAAUAGCGAUUAUACAUUCAAUGUAUUAAAUAUUCCAAUUUCAGUUGAAAACAUGUUUACUUUUUAAAGGAAUACUAAUGUCAGUGUGAUUUUAAAUUAUUUUUUACUCAUAAUCAAUAUUCAGUCGUAGUGAAUUUUGUAUGUUACAAUUAUUUUAACGUUGUUACGUUUCUUACAUAAAAUGUAUGAUACUUUGAUUUGAUGUAUGUCUGUCCGUCCUCCGUCCGGCCGACUGUCUGUCUGUACGUAGUCUGUA
This is a messenger RNA of Ruditapes philippinarum (Manila clam), 1030 nucleotides long. RefSeq lists its product as uncharacterized. NCBI's taxonomy places the organism in Eukaryota, Metazoa, Mollusca, Bivalvia, Venerida, Veneridae. The coding region runs from base 7 to 522 and encodes 171 amino acids. The record is from RefSeq and is a predicted model, not a curated record. The transcript has 3 exons.